Messenger RNA from Procambarus clarkii (red swamp crayfish), 2468 nucleotides. Lineage: Eukaryota; Metazoa; Arthropoda; Malacostraca; Decapoda; Cambaridae. The record is from RefSeq and is a predicted model, not a curated record.
AUGAAAGACGGCAACACGAGAAUGUUUUAUUCUUUUAAAGUAGAAGAAGACAAAAUGAAGCAUAGAGCGCGGCGUGUAUGUUUACCCGCGGCGUCUAGUAACGUCAUAGGUGCCAGGUCUAUGUGAGUAGUUUACUUGCCAGUCAUACACUGAGGUAAGUGUAGGCAACAGGUGUCGCCAAAUGUGUUGUGCGAGGCAGGUUUGGUUGGACGACGUAGUCCAACGUUAUCGUCUGCUCUACCUUGUAACGAUAUAGUGUUAGAGGCGAGUGUGGUGGUAGUUAGGUAGUGGCAAGUCUACCAGUUGCCAUAGUGAGAAGAGGUACACAGCGGCCCGGCCACCACAACCACCACCUCCCCGGCCACCACCACCACCAGCCACAGUCAACCUCACCACAGUGUGGAGACCGUCGUGAGCGCUCCUCACCUGUGCUGCCUCUCCUGGUCCAAGAUCGUCAGUAAACACCUAACAGGAGCCGCACAACCGCCAUCAUGGCGCCGCCCAGGAUGAAGAAGAUGGCGGCCAUGUUCAGCGGGCCCGGGGACAAGAAGAACAUGGGCAAGCACGUCGCCAGGGUCCUCUUCUCCAACGUGGGUCUCUUCUUCCUCGUUGCCAUCUACGCAGCUGGAGGAGCGUACAUCUACAUGCUGCUGGAGAGAGACAACGAGGCCAAGCUGAAGGAGAUCAAGAGGCUGACAGUGUUGGACGCUGAGGACUCCAAGAAGUACAUCAUCUCGCUCCUCUGGUACCAAAACUCCCAGAACCUCUCCAAGAACGACUUCAACAAGAUGUGUUUCAACUGUUGUAGCUCCUCCCGUCGGGAGUCCAACUCUGUCCUCAGAGCACCACAUAGAUUCAUCAGUUCCUUCACUACACCUUCCAUUGUUACUACGAUAACACACUCGGAGUUCCAGGUGACGGCCAACCUGCAGGCCUUCAACGACUUCGUGGUGACCAACGCCCAGGACGCCGACCUCCAGUUUGACGGCCUCAUCGACACUUGGAGCUACGACUGGACCUUCCCUAAUGCUCUCCUCUUUACCGUCUCCAGCAUCGCCGUCAUUGGUUACGGCAACGUGGUGCCCAAGACCUUCAAUGGCCGCUCAACCUUCACCCUCUCUUGCCGGUUGUGUUGCCGGUGGUGUCGGGCCAGGAGAAGGUUCUCUGAGCUGAGGAAGGGCAAGACUCUUGAGAAACACGCCGUGUGGCGGGAGGACGUCGGCUACGAGCCCUACAUGCCUACUGGCAAGGUGGAGGUUCCCAUCAUGGUGAACCUGGUCAUGAUCACAGUGUACGUGCUGCUGUGCGGGCUGCUCUUCAGACAGUCGGAGGAAUGGGACAUGAUCUCGGCCGUCUACUUCACCUUCAUCACCCUCUCCACCAUCGGCUUCGGGGACCUGGUGCCCGGCAAGGCCUUCAGCAACUCCGGAAACCAGUUUGCCUCUGGCAUCAGAAUGUUGGCAACUGUUCUCGUCACACUCUUUGGAAUGGCACUACUGUCUAUGUGUAUCAACCUGAUGCAGGAGCAGAUGGUGAAGAAGAUUCAGUACAUGAUGACUGCCCUCGGCCUCAAGGAUGAGGAUAUUGACCCAAUGGAGAAGUACAAGUACAAGAAGAGUGAGAUGGGGACGGUGGUGGAGACCCACAAGGACAGGGAUGGUAAUAAGCGACUCAGUCUCAUGAACACUAAUGAGGGAGAAUCCACAGCCAGUAAACCUCCCACCUACUCCAACAUCAAGGAGGAGCUGGAGGAUGCUUAGUCUUCAACCAUUACCAGCAACCUUCCCACCUACUCCAACAUCAAGGAGGAACUGGAGGAACACCACCACUAACCUCUCCAACACCUGCCCCAAACGUUGUGUGUUACUGGACUUGUAAGAAUGAACGAACACCAAGAUUAUGAUCUCUCACAAACCCCAAUGUACUUAUUAUAAAUAAAUAAAUAAAUAAAUAAAACAAAGUGUAUUACAUAGUGUCCAAUGGUUGUGUUGUGUGGUUGUUCAACACCGAGUUUGUAUUUUCUGCUAUAGAGUGUAGUGAGGGAGAGAGCUGUAUGAUUGAUAUUAUUUGUAAAUUAUAAAUUGUUAUACACUCAAAAGAGUAUUUGGGUACAUUGUUUAUACUUAUAAUAUUUAAUGCAAUUAAUUAUAUAAAUUGACCUUCGCAAUCCUCAACAGGUAGUCAUCGUGAUGUAUAUUAACUAAAAUUAUAAUAUAUUGGAAGGCUAUGUUUAGUCCUUACGCAAGAUAAAUAUAUUUGCAAUUUUCUGGGAACAAAAUAAACAUACUCUAGUAUGUUAUUAUUAUAUGUAUACACAACUAGAACUUUGGUUUUCAUUCCCGAUGUGUACGAAAUGCUGUAGUUAUUACAAGUUCUUGGUUAUGUAUUAUCUGAAGUGAACAACACAGAACAACCAACUAUAUAAUUGUUUUGUGAAGAACAUUAAAUAAAGACACAAAAAAUGGAAA